Molecule: messenger RNA, 1374 nt
Organism: Funneliformis geosporum
Lineage: Eukaryota; Fungi; Glomeromycota; Glomeromycetes; Glomerales; Glomeraceae
Source: the annotation of a GenBank genome assembly
AUGGCCGAUGUAAACUUUUUUUCAAGCUUAGCAAAAAAGAGUUUUUUACGACCACAUACCUCUACAUUACCUGGAAGAGUUAAACCGGUAGAAUCAAAGACAGGAGCUACAAAAUUGGUGAUUGGUGCAAAAUAUUCUUAUGGACAAAUCGUAUCGAAUAAUUCUGAUGAUUUAAGCUAUUUACAAUCUCAGUCAUCACAAUCGAUAUCUUCGCCUCGUCGUGAACCAUCCCCAAAUCCUUCUGGAAAUAUGGAUUCUAAUCGGUCGAUACUCGUUGAGAAAAGUUCCAUUGGACUCAAACCUGAUAUCGCUUUAUUAAUUCGAGAUCCUAUAAAGGCAAUUAGUUCGCUGAAUUUUUCAAACGUGAUUAUAGACCGUUUAAAUAAUGAAUCUCCAAGACGUCUUAAUAUAUUCAAAGAUGUAUUACAAAGUGCAAAUAUUGAUUUAACUGAACUCAAAAAAAACAGUUGGAUAGGCAUACCAGAUGAGUUGAGAUCUAUAACAUGGCAAUUACUUUUGGAAUACCUUCCCUGUAAUGCUGAUCGUCAAGUUAAAACUUUGGCGCGAAAAAGGAAAGAAUAUAUUGACCUUAUCUCACAAACAUAUUCUAAAGGAAUUGCUGGAUUGAAUCAAACUAUUUGGCAUCAAAUUCAUAUUGAUGUGCCUCGAACAAACCCUGGUAUCGCUCUUUAUCAAUAUGAGACUACUCAGCAGUGUUUGGAACGUAUACUUUAUCUCUGGUCAGUCCGACAUCCUGCAAGUGAAUAUGUUCAGGGAAUCAAUGAUCUUGUCACUCCAUUUUUCCAAGUCUUCCUCUCUUUCUAUAUUGAUGAAAAUCCAGAAAACUAUGAUACUAGCAACCUCCCAAAAGAUGUUUUGGAUGUGAUUGAGGCAGAUAGUUAUUGGUGCUUAUCUAAAUUACUUGAUGGUAUUCAGGACAAUUAUACAUUUGCGCAGAGUGGUAUACAAAGGCAAAUUAAUAAAUUAAAAGACUUAAUUAACAGAAUAAAUGCACCACUUGCAGCUCAUUUACAAGAGGAAGGUGUUGAAUAUAUUCAAUUUGCCUUCAGAUGGAUUAAUUGUUUGUUAAUGCGGGAAAUGUCAUUAAAACAUAUAAUUAGAAUGUGGGAUACUUAUCUUGCGGAAGGAUCAGAAGGAUUUUCGGGAUUUCAUUUGUACGUUUGUGUAGCAUUUCUAAAUAUAUGGUCAGAUAAAUUAAAGUCUAUGGAAUUUCAGGAAAUCAUGAUAUUUUUACAAUCAUUGUCUUUAUCGACAGCUUAUUGGACAGAAGAAGAUAUUAAGGUGUUAUUAGCAGAAGCAUUUAGAUUAAAAAGUUUAUAUCAUGAAGCACCAAAUCAUCUAUCAAGGGUUUAA